Molecule: messenger RNA, 1022 nt
Organism: Anthonomus grandis grandis
Lineage: Eukaryota; Metazoa; Arthropoda; Insecta; Coleoptera; Curculionidae
Gene: Gos28
Product: Golgi SNAP receptor complex member 1
Exons: 4
Coding region: 150-836 (228 amino acids)
Biological process (GO): endoplasmic reticulum to Golgi vesicle-mediated transport; vesicle fusion
Cellular component (GO): Golgi medial cisterna; SNARE complex; cis-Golgi network
Molecular function (GO): SNAP receptor activity
Source: RefSeq, a predicted model, not a curated record
UAAUUUCACCCAACAGUCCCAACAGCUGAUUGGUGAUUUAUAAAAGUAAACACAUCACAUCAUCCAAAUUAACAUUUUUAAUUAGUAAUUUGUCCAAUUCCUCUAAUAUACUACAUCUGCUACAAGUACCACAACCGAUAGCAAAAACAAUGGCUACGGCUUUGUCCUAUGACGACCUACGAAAACAUGCCAGGCAACUGGAAAAUGAAAUCGACCUUAAACUGGUUGCCUUUAGUAAGUUGGGAGCUGGAAUUAAGACACCACACAAUACACAUAGCGACAAGGUUCCCCUUUUGUCAGGAGAAGAUACAUUUGAAGCAAUGGCACUUGAAAUAGAAGAGCUACUUAACAAAUUAACCCAAGUAAAUGAAAGACUAUCAGAACAACCGGUCUCUGGAGCUGCCAUGCUUCACACCAUUCAAAGGCAUAAAGAAAUUCUUGCAGAUCUUGCUAGGGAUUUUAGAAAAACCAAUUCGCAGCAUGAAAGUAGAAAAGAAAGAGAGGAUCUGUUAAGUGGUGGCAAUGAUUCGGCUUUUCGGGGUGAUGGCAUCAAUAAUAGGCGUGAUAUGUAUUUGAAAGAAAACCAACAUAUUUAUAACUCUGAUCAUUUAAUAAACGACCAAAUCUCAAUCGCAGUGGAAACCAGGGAACAUUUGACCUCCCAAAGAUACACUCUCAAGAGGCUUCAGACAAGAUUCAAUGACAUUUCCAAUAAAUAUCCAAUUAUUAACAGUUUAAUCAGUAGGAUAAAUAUUAGGAAAAGACGUGAUUCCAUUAUAAUCGGAUUGGUCGUUGCAUUAUGUACUAUUUUAAUGUUGGUUUAUGUUUUUAGUUAAAUGUUUUUGUGAUAUAUGUAUAUGUACUGCAUUGGUUGAUAACUUUUUUUUAAUAAGGGGAAUUGUAUAUUUUUAUUAAGAUUAUGGUAAUUCAUAAAGCAAUUAAAUACGUGUAAUAAGUAAGAAUAUAGAAGUUAUAAUAUAUAUAAUAAAGAACUAAUUUUUUAAUAAACUGUAUAAUUUUUA